Messenger RNA from Prorocentrum cordatum, 2624 nucleotides. Lineage: Eukaryota; Dinophyceae; Prorocentrales; Prorocentraceae. The record is from the annotation of a GenBank genome assembly.
AUGACGCGGUCGCUCUCCGCCUGCGCCCAGUCCGGCGACGUGGCGGGGGCCGAGGAGAUCCUCACGAGGACCACCCUCGUGCUGAUGGAGAUGCCGUGGCGCGACGCGCAUGGUGCAGGCUCGAGCGAGUUCAAGGCGCUCGAGGGCAUGCUGGGGCCCAGGACUUCGACGGCGCCAGCCCCACCCAAGGAGCAGUGGCUCGAGGUUGCCAUCUCGGCCAGCCGUGCAGAAGCCCACCUUGGGGCGACGGUCGCUCGCGAAAGGGAGGCGGAAGCAUGGCACAACGAGUGCAAGGAAGCCACGGCCACUGCCCUCGGCCAGGCCUGCGACGCGAAGGUGGCGUGGCGGCAGGAGCUCGCCCGAGGGUCAGCAUUGGGUCAGGACGGCAGCAGCGGCGACUCCACGUCGGCGGUCGGCUCGCGACCAGACGAGGCGGCGGGCAACCAGAUCACGUCGUCCGAGUUGCUGGACCGCGAGGGCGCCGACGUGAUCGAGAUCAUCGACAGCGAGGUGUUGGACGUGGGCUCGCUGGACGUUGGCGACAAGUUGGAGAUCAAGGCAGCGGUGGUCGCGGCGAUCGGGCCGAGCGCCGAGAACACCCAGAAGCUACGUUUGGAGGCAGCAGAGCUGUGGCAGCGCAUGGCAGCCAAACGUCGCAGGCGCGACGAAGGCGAGGCCGCGGAAGGGGGGUCGGCGCCCGCGGGGAGUAACGACGACUUCGGUGACCACCAGUGCUUCAGUGGCGCCGACUUCGUGCAGGCCAGGCGUAAGAGCGCAAGUACCAGGUGCGCCGCGCCCCGACGCGCGCGCGGUCGCGGGGGCCGCGCGACGGCACGGCCCUCGACGCGCCAGUCGGCCCUCGACGCGCCGCCGCUGCCGCUGGCCGUGGAAGGCCCGGCAGGCCAGGUGGGCGGCAGCAUCGCGGCCGAGACCGUGGAGCCCCGCGAGGAGCCGGGCCCUGGGCCCAGCGCUCGGCUGAGGGUCCGGGGCGCUUGCCGUGAGUUCUCGGGGGAGGCCCCCUCCGAGGCCGAGCCGGCCGCCCCCGCGGGCGGCCGGGUGCAUGACGGACAGGCUCCGCAGACGACCGAGGCGGAGCCUGGGCCUGCCAACGUGGCUUACUUGGAGACGCUCCCGGGCAAGCUGGACCUCCGCCUCCGCGAGGGCGCCCUCGAGGGAAGGCAACGCUCGACGGGCGCCGAGAGUGCAUGCUCCUUGCAGCGCUUCAUGCGCGUGCUGUCGGCCACGGGGAAGGCGAGGCCUCUGUACCCUUGCAUCGCUCGGCAGUCGGGGGUGCCGACUGCCGAGCACACUGACGCUUCAGCGGCUGGCGACAGCCACUGGUUGGCCGUGGCGACCAGCUUGAUCGCCUGCCUCGUCCUGGCCUGGCGCGCUCUCUCGGGCCCGGCCCGGCUCUCCGAGGGAGCGGCCCGCUCGCCCGCGGCCGGCGCGCUCAGCACCGCCGCGCAGGACUACCCCGACCUGGGGAUACCUCAGCACCCGCACCUGGAGAUGGCCAUGGACCCUCCCACGGGCCUUCACUGGAGCAACCCACGCGAGCCCUAUACCUUCGAGAACGACUUGUGCACGGGCACCUACAUGGUCUUCCAUCCGCCGACGUGCGCCAGCUCCGAGGGGUCGGGUAGCCUGAACUACCGGGACUACUUUAAGGGCAAAAAGCGGAUGUGGGAGUUGAGGGUAUCUCUUCGCUUCAAGCGGCCGCCGCCAACAGAUGACAUGUUCUUCGGAAUAGAGCUGGAGAGCUUCGUGCCCAUGAGCGAAGGCACCAAGCGAGUUGCUUGUGUUGCGGUCGCGGCGCUUCGCAAGGUCGCGGGCACGGUGUAUCAGUCGUUUGGAGACGACCCCGCCGUCGCCCAGGGCGAGUGCGAGAGGCCCACCUGCGUGCUGCCCCUGUGGGCCUUCGACCAGUUCGUGGAGACGCCCGAGGGCGACGAGCCUCCCAGCCUGACGGACGUCCGCUUCCCCGGGAUGGGCCACCGGCGGCACCAGCGCGUCGGCGAGUAUGCCCAGGAGGUGGAGGCUCUCAGGCGAAGCUUCCGCGUCGGCCCCACUUACACGUUCGCCCUGUGGGGUCCGACGCGGUUCCUGGACGCGAUCAAUUGGCGGCUCGUCGGCAUCUCCCUGGUGACGCCGCUCGACUUCGACACGCUCGCCGGCGCGCCCCCCGUGCACGCGGUGCUCUACGCGAUGCGCCCGUGCGACGGCUCCCAGGAGAGCCGGCAUCUGGUCUCGCGGAAGCAGUACCUCUUCCGCGCCGCGAUCUGGAGCUCGACCAGGAGGCCCUGCCGGGAGCGCUUCGAGUCGCUGACGGGGGCGAAGCUGGCCUGCGACGGGGGCGGCGCCGCGAAGCCGUGCACGGGGGAGCAGCGGCUGCGCCGGAAGUUGGGCAGGAUGAGGAAGGCCAUCGCAGCUGCCGCGACGGGCUCCGUAUACUGUUGCAUGGCCACCGCGCGGAAGGACGCGAGCCUCGCGGCGGACCUGUAGGACGGGGCGCGCCGCGCGGGCCGCGGGCCUGAGCGGCCUGGGCCAUGUCCGACAAAUUCGCGUUGUAUGCGUGGAGGCACUGUUUAAACGCGUGCCUCCUUCAUCCUCCCUCAUGUUUCCUC